CGCCGAGAGCCGCCGGGUCGCCGAGCUGGGGCGCACGGCCAGCGAGCGGCAUGGAGCCCAGGGCUGCGGACGGCUUCUUCCUGGGCGACGUGGGUUUCUGGGUGGAGCGCACCCCCGUGCACGAGGCAGCCCAGCGGGGCGAGACCCUGCAGCUGCAACAGCUCAUUGAGAGCGGUGCCUGUGUCAACCAGGUCACGGUGGACUCCAUCACGCCCCUGCACGUGGCCAGUCUGCGGGGCCAGGUGCAGUGCGUGCAGCUGCUGCUGGCCGCCGGGGCCCAGGUGGACGCCCGCAACAUCGACGGCAGCACCCCGCUCUGUGACGCCUGCGCCUCGGGCAGCAUCGAGUGUGUGAAGCUCUUGCUCUCCUACGGGGCCAAGGUCAACCCACCCCUGUACACUGCAUCCCCACUGCACGAGGCCUGCAUGAGCGGAAGUUCCGAAUGUGUGAGGCUUCUUAUUGACCUUGGGGCCAAUCUGGAAGCGCACGAUUGUCAUUUUGGGACCCCACUGCAUGUUGCCUGUGCCCGGGAGCAUCUGGACUGUGUCAAAGUACUGCUCAAUGCAGGGGCCAACGUGAAUGCAGCAAAGCUUCACGAGACAGCCCUUCAUCACGCGGCCAAGGUGAAGAACGUUGACCUGAUCGAGAUGCUCAUCGAAUUUGGAGGCAACAUCUACGCACGGGACAACCGGGGGAAGAAACCCUCCGACUACACGUGGAGCAGCAGCGCCCCUGCCAAGUGCUUCGAGCACUACGAAAAGACACCUCUGACCCUGUCACAGCUGUGCAGGGUGAGCUUGAGGAGGGCCACCGGCGUCAGAGGGCUGGAGAAAAUCGCCAAGCUGAACAUCCCACCCCGGCUCAUCGAUUACCUUUCCUACAACUGAGCUGCAGGCAAGGGAGGCGGGAGCAGGCUGGUGGCACCGUGGCUGCUGACCUUACUGAGCCCAGCGUCGGGCUGCACAGGCUUCUGCCGUGUUUGUCUGAAGCGGUGCAGUUGCCAUAGAUAGAACAACGUUCCCCGAGUCCCUUUGAGCUGUCCUGUUUUGUCCUCUCCGCCGACUCCUGGAGAAUGUUUCCAAGGCAUUAGGAAGGCCCUGCCUCAGCUUCUGCUGGGGGCAUGUUCCUGUGCUGGCUCUUCUAGAACUCCGCUCUAACUCUGUCCAGUUGUUCUCUUUUCACCGACCUUCCUCAGAGGGACUCUCAGGAAAGACUUUUCCGGGAGCACAGGGGAAGGCCAGGUGGGGCUGGGGGUCCAGGGCACUGCUGCUAAUUUCCACAUGUCCAGGAGGCCCAGCCACCUGGUGCCAUCUCUAACUCAUUCAGCACUAGGGUGGCGCUGGGCGUGCAAAGGGAGGCUCCUGUGCUGCAGAGAGGGGCCCAUGGGAGGUCGGGUCCUGACCACAUGGCCCGUGACGGCUGCUUUGGUGACACCCUGCCACUUGGGAUGCUGUUUUCUGGAGCCUCGGUGGGCUCUUUCCAAGGCCCACCUGUGCCCAGGUGUGGUCAUCACUCAGGGGGUUUUUUAUGGGUCUGAGUGGGGGAAGGCACGGGCUCUUUAUCCCCUACAACUAGCACAGUGUUUCUUAGGAAGUUUUUCUUCAGUUUUAGGUCUCAACUCUUUUAAAAAGUUUAUGUAGGGGAUAAAAACUUUUAGAGGCUAUAAUAGGCUGUAACCCUUAGGUUUUGUUAAUGAGUCUAAACAACAGGGAAUGUGAGGUGUGUUAGCACGUAUAACCAGGAGUACCCGUUUCUAAUGGGAAGGGCUGUUAGGAAACUCUUUAGGGAUUGGUUUUCAUCUUUUUCUACAGAUGACUUCCUCUCCCACUCUAAAUUAUGCUAACUCCUUGAACCUCUGAAAUUGGCAGAAGAGGUUGCCGGCAGCCCUGGGUGCCGUCCACCAGCGAUUCAUUCAUUUUGUGGAUACUCAUGGAACAUCUGUUAUGCUGAAGGCGU
Messenger RNA from Diceros bicornis minor, 1956 nucleotides. It is a transcript of the gene ASB13, whose product is annotated as ankyrin repeat and SOCS box containing 13. The record is from RefSeq and is a predicted model, not a curated record. The transcript has 6 exons. The coding region runs from base 51 to 887 and encodes 278 amino acids. Gene Ontology annotation, molecular function: protein binding. Gene Ontology annotation, biological process: positive regulation of protein catabolic process; protein ubiquitination; intracellular signal transduction. NCBI's taxonomy places the organism in Eukaryota, Metazoa, Chordata, Mammalia, Perissodactyla, Rhinocerotidae.